CCGUGGUGCCAGUCCAUCGACGCUGUGUUGGGCAUCUUGUUUCCGUACCUACAAUCAUGGAGAAUUCACAAACCAAGCGUAGCACCAGAUCGGCGGCACCUCCUGCGGUUUCCGCCGAGAUGCCAGAACUCAAAGAAGAACCUAUCGAUGACGACAUUUCCCUCGAUCACACAAGACAGGCUGCAACAGAAAGCACACAUCAGGAGGGUUUCGUAAGCAGUGGUGCUAGAGAUCCAUUUUUGGAUGAAAUGGAAAUCGGCGAGACCAGCAUUACGUUUCCGAAUGCCUUUCUCGAUGCGUUUGGGCAAGACGUCAAGACUGAACACCCAACUGCAGAGGAGAGUGAUUUAAAUGCUGAAGCCGUUGAGGCUGCUGGUUCGAGUACUGCAAAGAGAAAAAACUGUGACGACGAAGAAUCAGAAGAGGACUCAAGCAGUGCAACGAAAAGGCUGCCAAAUUCUACACAUAGAAAGCAGUACUUGAAACAAGUAACAUGGAUGCAUUUUGAACAAACUGCCGGAGGAGGAAUUUGUCGGUACUGUGGAAAGAUGAUAAAAAUGAAUCGGGGCUCAACGUGGAACCUAGCGCGCCAUAUGAGAUCGUUUCAUGCAGGAAUUAAAUUCCCCAUUGCAACCGGCGAGGAUGCAACAUCACCAAGAUCACCAACACCUACGAAUGUAUCUGUUGUCACUUCGGACCAGAAUGGUCAAUCGUCACAUGCUGAUAUUGCUGGACCGCAAUCCACGUUUAACUCAAACAACUUGGACCGGCUGUUGAUGCUUGCGUUAAUUAAAGACUGCAAUCCUUUUACCAUGAUCGAAGGAAAUUAUUUCCGGGUUUUCGUUAGUAAGCUAAACCAGCAGUACAAAAUGCCGUCAACGAAAUAUCUUACCAAUGAGUUGCUUCCCCGGGUUUACAACGAAACUGUUGAAAGCGUUCUGUUCAAAUUAAACAAGGCGGAAACAAUCUCGCUAACGAUAGAAGGAUGGACAAACUCAAACAAUACGAAUUUGAAGGCUAUAACUGCGCACUUUUUACAAGAAGGAUGUAAGCCGACGUCACAUCUCUUAGAAUGCUUAGCGUUUAAGGAGUCUACUGCUGAUGAGGAUAUAGUAGAAUGGAUUAAAAAAGUAAUCAAUAAAUUCGCCCUGAGAGGCAAAGUCGUCAGUCUGACAAGUAACCAUGUGAGCGACAUGAAAUCUGCAUGCUUGAAGCUAGGUCUUCAGCAUUAUUAUUGUUUCGCACACGGUCUCGAUACAGUAGUGCAAAACGCCAUUACCGAUAGCAUAAUGCAAACGUAUGAAAAAGUAAAACAAAUCAUUCUAGAUAUCAGACAAAGUGACGUUGCAACAAAAACUCUGCUAGAAAUGCAAGAUAGUUUGAAUCUGAAGGAUACGAAACUGAAGUGCUACAAUGCGAACGAUUGGAAUUCAACAUAUGAUAUGUUAUAUCGAUUUUGGCAAAACAAAAUUCCUGUCCUUGUAUGCAUGAACUCGUUGCAGGUUGUAACUACCAACAUGCAGCCUAACGACUGGAGUACCGUUGAACACUCCGUACAGGUUCUAGGCUAUUUUGAUGAAGCCGUCAAACAUGUAUCGUCCGAUAGCUUAGUUACGCUUUCCAAAAUGGGACUGAUUGUAAGGUUACUGCAGCAAAAAGUGAUCGAGUUUCAAAGAGAUACGAAAAACUUAAAGCCAGAUAUGCAGGAUAUGGUUUCGCGAUUGAUCAGCGGAAUUGCCGCUGGAUUAGAGCCGUUGAAAAAUGACCAGCAUGUGUUGCAGGCCAUGAUUUUAGAUCCAAGAAUAAAGCAACAGGGUCUGGAUAGGGAAAAGGAAAACUUUCAGUCAGCUUCCGAAGCGAUCAUCAAAGCCAUUUCGCCCAUGUACAUGUACUAUGAGCUUCCCUCGCCAAAGGUUCAGCAACAGAGCUCAGUGCCAACAAAUUCAAUCUUCUUCAGCUUUGUAAGUAGCUUACCGCAAGCUGAAGCAUUGAACAGUCCGAAAGCAGCUGCCAAAGCAGAACUAGAUCGAUAUCUUAAAGCAGAUAUACUAGCGUUGGAUCAGGAUCCAUUGAUGUGGUGGCACAAGGAAAAAAAUAACUACCCCAAGUUGUACGAUCUCGUGCAGAAGCGAUUCUGUAUUGCAGCGACAGCAGUACCCUGCGAUCGAAUGUAUACCAAAGCAGGCCGAUUGUACAGAGAAAAACGCUGCAAAUUGGGCGUCAAAAAUGUGCACGAGUUUUUGUUCAUUCAGCAAAACUAUGACAACGCAAAGUUGGAAGACUUAUGAAUAGUCUAUGUUAUUAUUUAAGAUUUGAAUUUGACGUAAGAAUUUGAAAUGUACUUAUUGCUAAGUAUAAAAUAAUUAUGACGAUAACUGAAACUAACUCCUGCGUUAGAUGCACAAUGUAGAGUUUUGAUAAAAUCGCAAACAUCCGUAAAGUUCCUGUAUUAAAUAAUCAUUCUACGAUGGAAUUUCCGAGCAACGAAAUGAUUGGUGGUAGGGUAAAUGUACCAAUAGUGGUACAAUUUGUAGUGGUACCGAUGUGUUUUAAUGGAUUUAAAGUGUCAGGAAGGACAAUUUCUGAAUAUUUUAACACAUACCAAUUGGAAUAUGUUUUAUCUACGCAAUCACAACUAUUUUUAUCAUGAAAUACAUCAAAUUUACGAAAAAAUACAUAUUUUUGUGACUGCUUCGUUGUACCUAUAAUGGUGGUAUGGUUCCUAUAGUCGUCGUAUUGUGUUCCUAUAGUGGUGGUAAACAAAGAUGCAUCAAAAACGGGGUAUAAUAUCAAUGAAACUUAGUUUUGAAGCUGUUUGCGUAUGAAUAGCACAGAUUACUGCCAUAAUAUAGGUUUCUUGCGUAAUUUGAUCGUAAAAAAAUGUAUAAAUUUGAUCAAUGAAACUAUUGACAAAAGUACUGCAUCACACCUGUCGUCAACCUACACCCGGAAGAGUGUGCUUGAUUUGAAGUCAAUUUUUCAUUCAGCCAUAUAAGCGAAUUUUGGCCUGUUUUUGGUAAAUUACCUACAUAAAACUCAUUUCUGUUGAUUAUUUUAGUGAAAACAAUACGACAUGUCAAAAAUAUCCUCGAAAAAAUCUAAAACGACCUGUUUUCAUUGAUUUUAUAACUAUAACCACUAUAGGAACAUGCCUGUGUUGUGUACCUAUAAUGGCACUAUGGUAAAAAAACACUUAAAAAUGCAUAAAUAUGGUCAAAAGGCAAAUAAUUUUAGUAAAACAAUAACAUUUCAUAACAAUUAUGUUGAAAAACUAGUAAUUGCGUGGUUAUGUGGUCAUUUGGAACGUUAACAGAAAAAUGAGUUUCGUUAUGAAAUUCUAAGGAUUUUGGAAAAAUGUCGACACUUUUCACAAAAUAAUGGAUUUUUCGGUCACUAAGUAAUGGAAUGGCCCCAUUUAACUUUUAAAACUUUUGUAAAAGGCUAAAGAACAUUUUACACUAACUUAAAUAACUUAAUUACUUCUGAUUUGCCGUAUGAACCGCAUUUUAGUGCAAUACCACCACUAUUGGUACUACCACCACUAUAGGUACAUUUACCCUAUUGAAACUUCCUAGUCUUAGUAUGGUUUUUAUUGCUUUUUAUAGUGACUUUUAGUCGAUUGGCCUCAUUCACCUUUUUAGUUCAAUGCAAUAAUUCUAAUCUUAAAAUCGAACAUUCUGUAUUGUAAGCCAUUUGUAGCAUGCUAUUAUCUCAUAUCGGCUAGUCUCGGUUUACUUUAAGCUAUCCGUUGAUUUUGUUAAAUUAAUAUGUCUUAUUUACAUAUGGUUUUAGGUGCAGUUCUUUAUAAAAGUUAGUAAUAAUUUAAAAAUUUAAAAGCUUUCGCUGGCAAUCGUUGUCUGGUGAGAGUAUAGUGUCGAUGCUCCUCAAUGGUCCAAUUUGCAGGCGAUGCGUUCCGUAGUACAUCCAUCCAUUCGGUUAAGCUGUGGCGGACUGCGAUAUCAACGCCACAAAAACUGCAUAGUGGAUUUUUGCAAUAAAAAGAUGUGGGUGAGCCGGGUGUGUCACAUCUGAAGUCGUGAUAGCACUCUCUGGUCUUGGUGUGAUUGAUGGUCUCUCCAUGGUGAUAUUAUGGCCUUGAUCGAAACAGCGGCCGUAUAACCGUUCCAACUAUUAGCGGUGAUGGAGUUGCUAAGGGAUUUUUUUUUCCUUUUGCCUAUCCCUUUCCAUCGGCCUCUUUGUAGGUCUUGGCCUACCUAAUUCCUAUUGGUAGCAUAUCAUAAUCUUGUUAAUGCUGGAUUAAACGAAUUGGAGUUGGUCGCUCAUUUCAACGUCUAUAACUAUAUGAGUAGCAAAUACUUGAUUUCAAAUGUAAUUUAAUUUAGACAACUAGUCGUGCAAAAUAAAAGAAAAUCCGUAAGACGCUAACGGCGAUUUCAUCUUA
Messenger RNA from Anopheles coluzzii, 4402 nucleotides. RefSeq names its product E3 SUMO-protein ligase ZBED1-like. The transcript is spliced from 4 exons. The record is from RefSeq and is a predicted model, not a curated record. Lineage: Eukaryota; Metazoa; Arthropoda; Insecta; Diptera; Culicidae. Bases 57 to 2288 code for a protein of 743 amino acids. Gene Ontology annotation, molecular function: protein dimerization activity; DNA binding.